Messenger RNA from Phoenix dactylifera (date palm), 2260 nucleotides. RefSeq names its product zinc-finger homeodomain protein 6-like. Lineage: Eukaryota; Viridiplantae; Streptophyta; Magnoliopsida; Arecales; Arecaceae. Gene Ontology annotation, biological process: regulation of DNA-templated transcription; regulation of developmental process. Gene Ontology annotation, cellular component: nucleus. The record is from RefSeq and is a predicted model, not a curated record. Gene Ontology annotation, molecular function: DNA-binding transcription factor activity; transcription cis-regulatory region binding.
AAUUCUUUCAAUUCCUUCAUCUCCUCCCACCUCUUUGCCUUCCAUUCAACAUUCAGCCCCCCUUCCUCCAAGUCCCCUGUGCGAAAAUUAAAAGGAGGAAGCAAAGGGAGAGAGACAAGUCUUAUACAGCUAAGAGAGGUUGAAGAGGAGGUAGAGGGCAGAGGGCAGAGAUAAAAACAAGAGAGAGGGGUGGAAGAGAGCAAUAAUUAAGAGGGGAUGGGACCAGGUUGCAGGGCGUGGGAGGGGUGAAACAUGACCCUGUCGGUUGUUCCGGACUGCCCCCUUAAUCUCCCAUCUCAUCACCUCGUCAGAGACCCCCAUCUUCCCCCAUUUGAUGACGAGGAGCACCAGAAACAGCAGCAGCACAUCAAUCGACCCUCACCCCACACUGGAUCCUCUCCUCCUCCAGAUGGCUGGUAGGAAACGAGAUUCCACCCCACCCCCACUCAUUCUAAUGAUCCAAUAAUCCCCACUGUUCACCCAAAGCAUCCCACGCGCCCCCAGUUGCAGCCGCUUUUAGUGCUGCACUCUGCUGUUAAGUCCCUCUCACCCCCUCAUUUUUUUUCCAACUCUCUCUCUCUCUCUCUCUCUCUCCUGUUUCUCAUCUUCUUGGUGCAAUAACACCCCAAUCCUGGUCCUCCUCCCAAGGUCUGUCCCUUCUCUACAUCCAUCUUUCCACUUGCUGAGCUCUACCAUCCAUCUUGUCCUUCGCGCCUGAUUAAGCUUAGAAGAGUUUUCAGUGUUCUUUCAUUUAUGGGUUGAGAAGGAGGUGGAGGAGGAGGAAGAAUAAGAAAAACGGAGCAACAGCGGUACGUAUAUCUUCAAAGAUAGAGUAGAAUUGAUGGACUUCAGGAAUCAAGAUGAAGAUAUAGGGAUGCCCGGUUCUUUGGGUUACACCAACCCUCCUCCCAUCCGGGGAUCGGCCUUUUCCAAGCCCUCCUCCUCCUCCUCCUCCUCGUCUCUUCUCUCCCCUAGAGGAGCUGGACCUGGACCUGGACCUGGACCUGGUAAUAGAAACGGCAACCUCUUUGGCAGCAGCCCACCACCCCCUCUCAAUCCACCUGUAGAUCCCCACCCUUCUCACUCCCUCGGAAAAAACCCGGAUCCAGCUGCCAUCCCCACCGCAUCCACUCCAUCUGGUUCCAGACCGGCUAGCAGCAGCGGCAAAACUCCCGCGAUGGCAACCGAAUCUUCUGUUCGGUACCGCGAGUGCCUCCGCAACCACGCGGCCGCCGUCGGUGGCCACGUCGUCGACGGCUGCGGCGAGUUCAUGGCCUACGGCGACGCCGGCACCCCGGACGCCUUGAAGUGCGCCGCCUGCGGCUGCCACCGGAGCUUCCACCGCAAGGAUGUCGACGGCGACCCCUCCUCCUACUACCGCGGCGCCGCCGCCGCCCGGCUCCCCCUCCUCCUCCCCCCGCCCCACCCUCAGGCCCAUCACCACAAGCCGUAUCCCAUGGCCUUUCCCCCGAGCCCGUCCCGGGCGGCGCCGGGGUCGUCCUCGGCGGUGGUGGCCUUCGGCGCCAACACCAGCGGCAGCGGCGGCACGACGACGGAGUCGUCCAGCGAGGAGAGGAUGAACGCCGGGGCGCCGCCGCCGGUGGUGGUUUCGAAGAAAAGAUUCCGCACGAAGUUCACCGCGGAGCAAAAAGAGAAGAUGCUCGCCUUCGCGGAGAGGGUGGGUUGGCGGAUCCACAAGCAAGAUGAGGCAUUAGUCGAACAAUUCUGCGCCGAGGUCGGAGUUCGAAGGCAAGUUUUGAAGGUUUGGAUGCACAACAACAAGCAUACUAUCCGAAGGCAGCAGCAGCAGCAGCAGCAACCAGAGCAGCAACAAGAGCAGCAACCGCCACCUCCGCAACACCAGCAGCAGCCUUGACGUCCGUUUGGCUAGUUGGAUGAUGAAAGAAAAGAUGCUUGAGAAGGAGAUGAAGAAGAUAAAAGAAGAAACAAGAGAGGGGGAGAGUUUUCCACUUCUUGGUGUUUUACUGGUUUGGCUGCUUUCCUUUGAUCUCUUCUUCUUCUUCUUUAGUAUUAUUUUCCACUUUAAACAGCGAUUUGUUUUUUUAACAUAUGUUGUGAUCUGAAUAUUUGCUUUCUUCUAGUUAGGACUUAGAUUUCCAAUGACAUGAGAUCCAUUUCAUUUCUUGAGCUUAUUAGCAUAGGUGUGGUUCCUCACCGGUUCUCCAAAGUGGCGGCCUUUGUGGUGAAAGAUCUUGGAAGAAAUUUCUUCCGUCAUUAAGUUUUCUUUCCAUGUUUUCAA